ACUAAUGAGAUAUGAGACAGAGACUGGCGCAGCUGAAAUACAGUGGUGCAUGUAUAGGCAGACAAUGAUGUUCGCCACGCUGUUGUUCGUUUUGAUGUUCACUCUGACUGCUGGGAAAGCGAUGAGAUGCCCACUUGGAUUUAUCAACCUUGGUCCAACAUGCUACCUGUUUUCGCAUAGCCGUGAUACCUACGCUGACGCCAAUUCCUUCUGCCUGUUCUUCGGGAGUCACUUGGCAGACAUCACCAGCAAGAAUGAAGAUGACUUGAUCAGGAGUCACCUUCUCAGGCAUGGCAAAGGCACUGACUUCUACAUCGGCGCCACUGACCUGAGAUCAGAGGGUAUCUGGACCUGGGAGCACCCCCUGAGGAAGGUAGAGGGCUACACCAACUGGCAACCAGGUGAACCAAGUAACAGCGCGGGUAAAGAACAUUGCAUGGCGAUGGAUUUGGGGAUUGGUUACAGGUGGAAUGACCGUCCCUGCAAGCAGGAGUUGCCGUUCAUUUGUGAAAAAUCUUAUAUUUGAUUUUGUCAUAUUUGC
Haliotis rufescens (red abalone) is the source of this 541-nucleotide messenger RNA. Its product is annotated as perlucin-like. The transcript is spliced from 4 exons. The record is from RefSeq and is a predicted model, not a curated record. Lineage: Eukaryota; Metazoa; Mollusca; Gastropoda; Lepetellida; Haliotidae. Gene Ontology annotation, molecular function: signaling receptor activity. Bases 5 to 526 code for a protein of 173 amino acids.